GUUACAAUCAAAUUCUGCACCAAAUGUAAAUGGAACCUCAGAGCAGCAUGGUAUUUACAGGAAUUGCUAUCAACUUUUGGUGAUAAACUAGGUGAAGUUGCCCUAAUACCUUACGAGUCUGGUGUGUUUAGAGUAGAGGUUCAAAAAGAUACCAAUUCACCAAGUGUACAAGUAUGGGACAGAAAAGAGAAUGAUGGGUUCCCAGACUCCAAGAUACUCAAACAAAAAAUCCGUAAUGAAGUGUUUCCAGAUGAAGUAUUGGGUCAUGUUGACAAA
Messenger RNA from Hansenula anomala, 276 nucleotides. Its product is annotated as SelT/SelW/SelH family protein. The annotation marks the transcript as partial. NCBI's taxonomy places the organism in Eukaryota, Fungi, Ascomycota, Saccharomycetes, Phaffomycetales, Wickerhamomycetaceae. The record is from RefSeq and is a predicted model, not a curated record. The transcript has a single exon.